GGUAGUCAUCAAGCUCAGCGCUCAAUCGAUCCGUCUGUGCUUUCUCAGGGAGCCAAAAUUUCCCUUGUGGCUUUUGAUUUAUCGAGUUUGAAGUUUGAAUUGAAGGACAAAGCUAUGGGAGAGAGCGACGACUGCUGCGCGACCCAGUUGAUCGACGGGAAUGGCGAGUUCAACGUGGAGGGCUUGGAGAACUUCACGAAGAAGACGAAGCUUUCUGAUUGUGGACUCUCGUAUGCCGUUGUCGCCAUCAUGGGUCCUCAGAGUAGCGGGAAAAGUACGCUGUUGAACCACCUUUUUCAUACCAGUUUCAGGGAGAUGGAUGCUUUUAGGGGAAGGAGUCAAACAACUAAGGGUAUCUGGAUGGCCAAAUGUGUUGGGAUCGAGCCUUUCACGGUUGCCAUGGACUUGGAGGGUACUGAUGGGAGAGAAAGAGGCGAGGAUGAUACCACAUUUGAGAAACAAAGUGCCCUGUUCGCCCUGGCUGUCGCAGAUAUCGUAUUGAUAAACAUGUGGUGUCAUGAUAUAGGACGAGAGCAGGCCGCGAACAAACCUUUACUGAAGACAGUUUUCCAGGUCAUGAUGCGGUUAUUUAGUCCGCGGAAAACAACUCUUCUUUUUGUCAUACGCGAUAGAACAAAGACUCCACUGGAACUGCUAGAGCCUGUUCUAAGAGAAGACAUUCAGAAAAUAUGGGAUUCAGUUCGUAAGCCUGAAGCACAUAAGAAUACUCCUUUAAGCGAAUUUUUCAAUGUGGAGGUUAUCGCUUUAUCCAGCUAUGAAGAAAAAGAGGAACAAUUCAAGCAAGAGGUUGCUCAACUGAGGCAGAAAUUUUUCCAUUCCAUUUCACCUGGGGGCCUUGCUGGUGAUAGACGUGGUGUAGUUCCUGCCUCAGGAUUUUCUUUCAGCUCCCAACAGAUAUGGAAAGUCAUAAAAGAGAAUAAGGACUUGGACCUUCCUGCUCACAAGGUAAUGGUCGCCACUGUUCGGUGUGAGGAGAUAGCCAAUGAGAAGCUACGCCACUUGGCCUCUGAUGAGCGUUGGUUGGCAUUGCAAGAAGCUGUCGAAAGUGGCCCGGUCUCUGGUUUUGGCAAAAAGCUGAGCUCUGUCCUUGACACCUACUUCUCAGAAUAUGAUGCAGAGGCUGUGUACUUCGACGAAGGAGUAAGAAAUGCAAAGCGACAACAUCUGGAAUCAAAAGCUUUGGAUUUUGUCUAUCCUGCCUAUGCAACCAUGUUGGGACAUCUGCGAUCCAAAGCACUUGAAGGCUUUAAGCAUAGAUUGGAAGAAUCUCUUUAUCACGGAGAGGGAUUUGCAAAUUCUGUUCGGAUAUGCUAUCAAUCUUGCCUGCUGGAGUUUGACAAGGGAUGUGAAGAUGUUGCCACUAAACAAGCGGAUUGGGAUGCUUCAAAAGUCAAAGAGAAACUUUGUCGGGACAUUGACUCUCACACAUCUUCUACUCGGAGUGCUAAGCUGGCAGAGCUGACCACGAACUGCGAGAAACGGCUUACGCUGGCACUAAAUGAACCUGUUGAAUCUUUGUUUGAAGCUGGUGGAAAGGAUACAUGGCCAUCUAUAAGGAAGCUUCUCAAACGCGAGACCGAGGCAGCUGUUUCUGAUUUUUUUACUGCUGUUGCUGGGUUUGAGUUAGAUCAGGCUGCAACUGAUACUAUGGUGCAAAAUCUAAGGGACUAUGCAAGGGGUUUGGUUGAGAAAAAGGCGAGAGAAGAAGCUGGUAAAGUUCUUAUCCGAAUGAAAGAUAGGUUCUCAACUGUCUUCAGUCAUGACAAUGACUCGAUUCCCCGGGUUUGGACUGGAAAAGAGGACAUCAAAUCAAUCACGAGAGAUGCUCGUGCUGAGGCUCUAAGUCUUCUAUCCGUCAUGGCUGCAGUACGUUUGGAUGAAAGACCAGACAAAAUCGGAAGUACACUUUUUACUUCUCUCAUGGAUGGAACUGUUUCUGUUGCAUCUUCCCGGGAUAGGAGCUUAGGAGCAUCUACUGCUGAUCCUCUUGCAUCUAGCACUUGGGAAGAGGUUCCUCCAAAAGAUAUGCUGCUGACACCUGUCCAAUGUAAAUCACUGUGGAGACAGUUCAAGACAGAAACUGAGUACACAGUUACGCAAGCUAUUUCAGCACAGGAGGCUCACAAACGGAAUAACAACUGGUUACCCCCAGCAUGGGCGGUUGUACUGAUGAUUGUCCUAGGUUUUAAUGAAUUUAUGAUGCUCUUGAGGAAUCCUCUGUACCUCUUGGGUCUGUUCGUGGCAUUUUUACUUUCCAAAGCCUUAUGGGUGCAACUGGACAUCCCUGGGGAAUUUCAACAUGGAGCACUUGCUGGACUGCUCUCCAUUUCAUCGAAGUUUCUUCCAACAGUUAUGAAUCUUCUAAGAAAACUCGCCGAAGAAGCACAAGGAGCUGCAACUCAAGGGGCACCAAAACCACCAGAGUACUUGGCGUCACAGAACUACAGUCAGCAAUCUCCAUCAAACCACAUUUCGAGAACAAUACCCGAAUCAUCCGUCUCUUCGAACAUCUCAGCAUCUGACGGUGAUGCUGAAUACACCAGCCCACCACUGGUACAGAGACGAAGCACCAAAGUCCAGGAAUCCGAGGUCUCUCAGCUAUAAAUUUCCUUGUGGUCAGAGAUUUAUAUACCAGCCUUGUCUUUCUUUCACACAAAUACAUGGGUAUCGUAUAGAAGAAUGUAUGUUACACUUCAUGUUCUGUUCAAAAGGGUCAUGCUUUGGCGUACCCUAGUCAGAGAGGGACUUGGUACGCCAAAGUGUCCGGCUGAGACUUGAGAGAUGAUGUUGAUGCUAAAUAAUGGGUUUUGGAGCACAUUUUUUUGAAGUAAAUGGUCUUUUUUUCAGUCC
Tarenaya hassleriana is the source of this 2871-nucleotide messenger RNA. Its product is annotated as protein ROOT HAIR DEFECTIVE 3 homolog 2. The transcript is spliced from 23 exons. Gene Ontology annotation, molecular function: GTP binding; GTPase activity. The record is from RefSeq and is a predicted model, not a curated record. Gene Ontology annotation, cellular component: endoplasmic reticulum. Bases 115 to 2625 code for a protein of 836 amino acids. NCBI's taxonomy places the organism in Eukaryota, Viridiplantae, Streptophyta, Magnoliopsida, Brassicales, Cleomaceae. Gene Ontology annotation, biological process: endoplasmic reticulum membrane fusion.